AUGGCUGUUGCCUUAGCCAACCUCAAUCAAGGUCCGACUAUUGACUGGGAUUGUGGGCCUGAACUUUAUUCGAGGUAUCGGAAAUGGCGUCAAAAAUGCCAAAUGAUCUUCGACGGUCCUUUACAAGACACUGCAGAAGCGGUUAAGUGCAAGUAUCUUCUGAUAUGGGCAGGAGAUAGAGGACUUGAUUUGUUCAAUUCAUGGGGGUUAACCGCCGAUGAACAGAAACUUUUAGAGAACUACUGGAAAAAGUUCGAAGAAUUCGUUAACCCACAUGCCAAUUACCUAGUUCAUAGAUUCAAACUACGCCGAACUAUUCAGAAUGAUCGUCCAUUCGAGGAGUUUCUGACGGAACUCAGGCUGCUUGUUGCAGACUGUGGUUAUACGGGAGACACAAAGGCAGAAAUGCUAAGAGAUUCCAUCGUAUUCGGUGUCCGUGAGGAAAAGGUUCGAUCAAAAUGCAUCGAGAAAGGAAAUACUCUCACAUUGAAUCUAGCCAUCGAAUAUGCGCGUGUUGCAGAAGCAACCAAACUGAAAUCUAAAGAAAUGGACCCAACCAAGGAAGUCCAUGCUUUUCGCAAAGGAGGACACAAAUCUCAUAGUCACGGCAAAUUCUUCCAGAAGGACACGAAAAACCACGAUUCAAGAAAAUCUGAAGGAUUCAGGAAACCAGCCGGACGGGGCCAGAUGUGUUACUUUUGUGGAUCAAUCGAAACCCAGUCCGAUAAAAAACCAGUGGAUAGUGUUCAUGCAGCAUCCGAGAUAAUCCGAAAAUUCGCAGUCACUACAAAGCCAUUCCACAAACAGUAUGCAUCCAUUCAGUGUAAGCUCGAUACUGGUGCUGCAACCAAUGUGAUACCAAAGUCAGAGUAUCGCAGACUAUUCCCGCCAAAUCAUAACCUGACUCCGCCAACCGCAAAACUUGUUGCUUAUGGAGGCACAGAAAUCGCAAAUCAUGGUUCAUGUACGCUUUACCUGAGACACAAUGGCAAGAAGGAACCUAUCAUCUUUGAUGUAACUGAUUCAGGUGGGACUAUAAUCGGUCUCAAGGCUUGCCAGACCCUUGACCUUAUACGUGUCACUUGCGAAAUCAAACCGAAACAUCACAAACCACUCACAAAGGAAUAUGUUGUAACUGACUACAAAGAUGUAUUCACCGGGAUCGGUUCAUUUCCUGGUGAACCUUAUCAUAUCGAACUAAAGGACAGUGCUACACCAACCAUACACCCGCCACGCGCUGUUGGAAUUCAUCUUCAAGAUGGAUUCAAAUCUGAGCUGGAGAGAAUGGAAUCUCUCGACGUACUAGCAAAGGUAGAGGAACCGACCGAAUGGGUCAACUCAUUUGUCAUCGUCGACAAAGGUCACGGAAAAGGCCUACGAAUCUGCCUUGAUCCGCGCGAUCUUAAUGAAGCAAUCAAGCGUGAACAUUACUACACUCGUACGAUAGACGACAUAGCACCUAAACUUGCCGGUGCCACCCAUUUCUCAGUCGUUGAUGCCCGUUCAGGGUAUUGGAUGGUACGAUUGGACGAGCAAUCAUCGCUGCUGACUACUUUCAGCACACCUUUUGGUCGCUAUCGCUAUAAACGCCUUCCUUUUGGCCUCAUUGUAAGCCAAGACAUUUUUCAGAGGAAAAUGGAUGAGCCCUUUGGUGACUUAGCGGGCGUAACAGGUAUCGCCGACGAUAUCUUUGUGUUCGGAGCUGGUGAAAAGGGACAUGAUAACAACUUCAUUGAACUGUUAGAAUGUGCCAGAGAGAACAAUGUCAAAUUCAAUCUGGAUAAACUGCAAUUCAAGAUUCCAGAGACCAAAUUCUUCGGUCACCAGUGGACAGCUACUGGUAUGAAGCCUGAUCCAGCGAAAGUCCGCGCAAUCACCGAAAUGUCGCCGCCAACAUGCAUACAAGACCUACAAUCAUACUUAGGUCUAGUAAACUACCUAAAUCGUUUCAAUGCUAGUAUCGCAACCAUUGCUGCUCCACUUCGCGAUUUGACUAAGAAAGAAAUCAGCUGGCAAUGGAACCCUGAGCAUCAAGCCGCCUUUGAUAAACUCAAGGGCAUCAUCAUUUCUGCUGAUGCUUUAGCAUACUUCGAUCCGAAGAAGCCAAGUGUGCUGCAAACAGACGCAUCACUCCGUGGGCUAGGUGCUGUGUUGAUGCAGGAUGAAAAGCCUGUAUGUUAUGCGUCCAGGACACUUUCAGAGACUGAACAAAAUUACAGUAACAUCGAACGAGAACUACUCGGGGUAGUGUGGUCUUUAGAAAGAUUCAACCAUUAUGUGUACGGCAAACAUGUAAUCGUCCAAACGGACCAUAAACCAAUCGUUGCCGCUGCAAAGAAGCCGAUAUCGAAAUGUAGUCCACGACUACAACGGUUACUUUUGCGCAUGUCAAAGUAUGACGUAGCAGUUGAAUAUCUUCCUGGAAAGAAAAACGUGAUCGCUGACCCCCUAUCAAGGGUUGAUCCAAACCGUGAGUUGAAUUCGCCAGAUUUCAAGGAAAUUCCCGAUAUACCGGUUAAUCUCAUUACGCGAAACCAUAAUGCGACAGACACUGACAAUCUAGAAAAAAUUCGCCACCAUACUAAAUCUGACAACAACCUUCAAAUCCUGAAAGCCCUUGUUGUAGAAGGAUGGCCUGAAACCAGAGAUGGUUGCCCAGCAGAGGCAAUUGACUAUUUCAACUAUCGUGAAGAUGUUAGUGUUGAAGACGGACUUCUAUUCAAAUGCGAUCGAAUCAUUAUACCGAACUCUCUCCGAAAGGACAUUCUGAAAGCAGUCCACCAAGGACAUCAAGGCAUUGAAAAAUGCAUUCUCCGCGCGAAACAAUCAGUGUUUUGGCCCGGACUGACAAAUGAAAUCAAGCAACUAGUGUCACAGUGUAGCAUUUGCCAAGCGCAUCAGAACAAGCAACAACGUGAGCCAUUGAAACCGCAUAGUAUCGCACAAUAUCCCUGGCAGAGGCUUGCUUCAGAUUUGUUUGAGCACAAUCAAGUGCAUUACUUGCUAUACGUGGACUACUAUUCCAAGUUUCCAGUGGUAAGACGACUAGGAAAGUCACUUAGUUCAGAGACAGUAAUCGCAUUUACCAAGUCUGUAAUUUGCGAAUACGGAAUACCAGAAGAACUUGUGUCUGACAAUGGUCCACAAUAUGAUAGCUACGCAUUCAAAUCAUUCUGCGCUUCUUACGGAAUAAAACACACAACAAGCAGUCCUCACUAUGCCCAGAGCAACGGCAUGGUAGAAAAGUGUGUACAGACUGUGAAAAAACUCAUCCUUAAAGCACUAGAUGCAGGUGAAGACGCUAAUAUCGCCUUACUGAACUAUAGAACAACACCCGUCUCGAGUAACAUCGCUAGUCCUGCGAAACUACUCAUGAGCCGGGAGCCGAGAACGACAUUGCCGAUGAAGAGAUCACUCCAUCAGUGUAGACCUACUGAUAAUGACAGUACUAAGGAGGCUUUACAGCACCGACAGGAUCUACAGAAACACUACUACGACCAAAGAGCCAGAGCAGAACCGUUUCCUGAGCUACAAACCGGACAAAAUAUUCGCGUCCAAGACCCCAAGUCAGGAGUCUGGAACCCUGGUUAUGUAACUGAGAAACUGUCAGAACCACGUUCAUAUACUGUGAAAACUGAUAAGGGUACAUACCGCCGCAACAGAAAAUAUUUGCGUGCAACCAAUGAGCGAUUCACAGAUGAACAAUUAAGUGAACCUGAGAACUUUGACAUUGAAACCAAUGAGUAUCCGGGUGAUAUCACACCUCCAACUCAGCCUAAGAACACUGCUGAAAGCACUGAUACUGGUAGUGGUGAUAAGGUCUAUCAGACUAGAUCUGGUCGUUCAAUUCGCAAACCAAGCAGAUAUGAUAAUUAA
Messenger RNA from Lineus longissimus, 3876 nucleotides. RefSeq lists its product as uncharacterized. Lineage: Eukaryota; Metazoa; Nemertea; Pilidiophora; Heteronemertea; Lineidae. The transcript has 2 exons. Gene Ontology annotation, biological process: DNA integration. Gene Ontology annotation, molecular function: nucleic acid binding. The record is from RefSeq and is a predicted model, not a curated record. The coding region runs from base 1 to 3876 and encodes 1291 amino acids.